Lentinula edodes (shiitake mushroom) is the source of this 1005-nucleotide messenger RNA. RefSeq lists its product as uncharacterized. The record is from RefSeq and is a predicted model, not a curated record. NCBI's taxonomy places the organism in Eukaryota, Fungi, Basidiomycota, Agaricomycetes, Agaricales, Omphalotaceae. The transcript has 2 exons. The coding region runs from base 16 to 699 and encodes 227 amino acids.
UCACCAACAACCACCAUGCCCACGUUUGCAUCUAUUGCCGACUUGCUCGCCUCGCCAUUUGAACUUGAUUUUCCAUGUCAAUAUGCAUCGCUCGGGCGUAUCCGAACCUCAGAAAUAUCUUUUCAGAGUGACGAGCACGAAACGGAAUCUCGGACCAUCUACUCAGUCUAUCCAUCCCUAAUAGAGUGUGUUUUGCGUAACUUAGCAUCACCCUACUCCAAAUACAGGGAUCUUCAAGCUCUCUAUGUUCCAACGAUCGGCGAUUUCAUAGACAUUGACAAAGACACACUGACAAGAUUGGAAGGGAAAGUCAUCGAGGCCGCGCAGAGGCUACGGGCCAAACCGUUAUCAAUGUCCCUCACGAUGAACGCAUUACAGUUUGUAUGGGCAUUCGUGCCUGUCAAGCAGGAUCCUUCACGCGUCCCUUCUUCCUCCUCUACAUCAUCACGUACCUCCUCAGAGUUCUGGGACCACUGCGAAGAGCCCACUAUUUUUUUUUCACCCAUCCUUGACAUCUUAUUGAGGAAAUGCUCUUCUUGGGAAGAACGUUGCCAUGUCCUUGCGCAGGGUAUAAUUGUCUGCUGCAUAGAGCUCGGACGUUUGUUUCCCCGUUUUGUGUGUGGUUUUCAUCUCUCAAUUACAGGUUUCACAACUCCAUUUCAUCUAGAUUUAUGGGAACGACUCUCGGCGGAUACCUGAAAGUCACAAGUUACAAUGGAGCUCACGAGUGGAUGGAUGCAUUGGAGAAGGUGGUGAAUGGGUAGAGGAACAAAUUACGGGUGGUACUCACUUCUCUAUCCUCAAUGGUAUCGAAUACACUGAACAUUCGGCUUCGGUCCAACCCAAUCAACCGCACGGCUUUCGCAUAUCUGGACAGACCUUGCGAAGUGGUCACAACAAAGAAGUCGUGAUCGAUGAUGAGAGGGUAUCAGAAUUUCUGAGAUAUUUCCUCAAGGAAGACGAAAAUGCCAUGAUUGCAAUCCCUCUUCUUCCCAAUUCUCGGUG